Molecule: messenger RNA, 764 nt
Organism: Hibiscus syriacus
Lineage: Eukaryota; Viridiplantae; Streptophyta; Magnoliopsida; Malvales; Malvaceae
Product: germin-like protein subfamily 2 member 1
Exons: 2
Coding region: 70-729 (219 amino acids)
Biological process (GO): regulation of root development; plasmodesmata-mediated intercellular transport
Cellular component (GO): plasmodesma; cell wall
Molecular function (GO): manganese ion binding
Source: RefSeq, a predicted model, not a curated record
CACCAUCUCUUCCCUUCCCUUUCGUUUUUUAUUUACUUUAUUAUAUCAUCACCACCAACAACAUUCACCAUGGAAGCUUCCCCAACUCUUUUUCUUAUAACAUUCGCUUUAAUGUUGGGUGCUUCCCGUGGUGAUUUUGACUUGCUUCAAGAUGUUUGUGUUGCCGAUCUUUAUUCAGGAGUGAAAGUGAAUGGAUUCCCCUGCAAGCACCCUUCAACUAUAGGACCAAAUGACUUCUUCUUUUGCGGUCUGGCCAAUCCAGGCAUCCCUAACAACACUGUGGGAUCGGUCGUCACAUUGGCUCAUGUCGAAAAAAUCCCCGGUCUCAACACGCUCGGCGUCGCCAUGUCUCGCAUCGACUAUGCCCCUGGCGGGGUUAACCCUCCCCAUAUCCACCCACGAGCAUCUGAGAUAUUGUUCGUGUUGGAAGGCGAGCUCGAGGUCGGCUUCUUGACGACAGCCAACGUCUUGAUGUCGAAAGUGAUCAAGAAGGGUGAGGUGUUCGUGUUCCCUAAAGGAUUGGUGCAUUUCCAGAAGAACAUCGGGACGACUCCUGCUGCCGUUAUUACUGCCUUCAAUAGUCAGUUUCCAGGAACACAGUCCAUUGCUGCCACCUUAUUUGCAGCCUCACCAGCGGUUCCUUGCGAUGUGUUGAGCAAAGCAUUCCAAAUUAGUGACAAAGAGGUCCAGAUAAUCAAGUCCAAACUGACACCUAAAAAACAGGCUUAAGCAAGCUUAAUUGUGCUGUUGCUUAUUUUAACCAA